UUUUCAUGAAUGCAUUUUGAAUUUGUAUAGUUUUGACAGGAGCAAAGUAUUUUAAGUUAUUAAUGUUUAAGUUUGUUUAUUCUGGAAUAAUAUUCCUGUCUGAUUUUAAUUCAUAUUUGUGUUAAAAAAAACGUCAAGUUGUAGUGUAUUCAAUAAAUGUUUAUCCUGUUCGGCCCGCGACCAAAGGUGUGGUUUGAGUUUUGGCCCUCUGUACAAUUGAGUUUGACACCCCUGUUCCAGACUAUCCAUAUACCUCAAGCCAACCAUUAAAUUUAAAGGACUUCAAUGGAAUUUCCGCCUCCCAGUGCACAGUGCGGAGCACUGCACUUCCUUAUAUGGUUAUUGUCCGACGUCCUCCCGGUUCCCCCUCCCCCUGCGAGCUGAAGCGGUGGAUCAUUUCAGGAAUCAGGAUGCAGUCAGUCAGUGUGCGUACCCGUCAAGCACCGGCAGGACGGGCCCAGCCCGGAGGUUCUGGCCGGAGCUUCCAGCGUUACAUAUUCCCGCUGACAUGGACUAACAUCAGCUCACAGCUUCAAGCCCAGGCACCCCCCCUCUCGCUCCCCUCCACCCUGCAUUGGCCAGGUGGUGUCAUGGCAUCCCGGCUCCUGGGUCGUCUGAAACGCUCGUUGUUUAAAGAUGGUGACGGGUCGGGACCUGAAGAGGAAGCAGGAGGUGUUCAGGAGGAGCAGGAUGGCUGGGAGGCUGAGCUGGAAGAGGAGGAGGAGUGUGUGAGCGAUCGGCUUGAGGGGACGCUGUGCUUUGACAGCGGAGGAGGUGGAGGAGCAGGAGCAGCACAGGAUGGAGACGAAUGCGAGGGGUCAGGGCUGGACAGUGACUCUGACUUCCUGGGAGAGUCGAUGGAGGAGGGGCUCAGCAGCACAGUUUGCUCUUGGAGUGUAAAAUAUGCCGCCCUGCUGCCAGCAGACCUGCCCAUGUUUGCAGCUGGAACACCUCCUCAGUCAUGUGAACACGCUCACGGCUACAUCGAGUUGACUUAUGGAGCUGUUAACCUCCUUCAUGCGACUGUGCUUGUUGGGCCUGUGAAGCCAGAUGAUGAAAAGACAUCCAGGGUGUGUUGAAGUCAAACAGCCACUCCUGCAGAGAGCGAGGGCCAGGCCUACGUCUCUGUUCUCCACUAAGUUGUCCAAUACGGCAGCAACUUGUAAAUUAUGGCCACAAUUCAAAGGCAGCUCCAAAAGUAAUGGAGGCAGCAUAUCACUACAAAACCUGUUCACCAUACUGCUUGCUGUGCUUAUCUUUGGAUGGAACUGAAGCUACUGUUCCCUCAGUGGAUUUAAACAAAGCUGUGGACGUGAAAAAUGGUAAUUAAGUCAGACGGUACAGAUGAAGACCAGACGAUCUGAUGACUUACAUACCACAUGUGAUAAUAUAACACAUGAGAAGCAGCAGGUCUUGCUCCUCUAUAGCAGCUGCAGGACUGCAGGAAGGGAGGAUAAAACUGUUUGAUUUCUGAAGGGAGUUUGGUGAAGCAGCCUUUAGAAGAGGGGAAAGUGAGGCAGGGCCGUGAGUGUUGCUACGCGAUUACAAGAUCAAACAUUGAUUGAUUUGACGGCCGAAACGUCUGCGGCUCACUGAUGGGAGCUUCGUGUCCUCAAAGUCAUCGUUUGACACUGAGACUGAGACGUUUAACCACAAGCUGCUGAAAACAGCCCACAGGGUAAGAUCCACCCACAGAGUCCACAGAGUUUAAAAACACCGUUUGAUGAAAGCACAUCAGAGCCAAGAGAUAAUGUUUGUUCAAUAUAAUAAUGAAGCCCGUCCCUGUGAUCAAAGCAAAGGGAGGUGAAGAUAAGGUAUAUAAGCACUGGAUUUCCCUCUCAAAGACACUCUGCUACCUGCUACUGCUGCAAGUGCAAACUCACCUGAUCGUCACAACAAGAUGGGUUUUAGUAUGGGGAUUCCUCUCUUCACGGCUACGGCCUGUGGAAUGUCGCUUGAACCAAUCCUCCUUUUUCUUUUCCCCCUCUGCACUGGGGAAUACUGAUGGGAGCACAUGCAUCCGACACAUCUACAGGGAGAGAUGAUGGCAGCCAUAGCGACUGUGAUGGGAAGGCCUCCUCUUUCUGUGCCAGGCACCUGUGAAGAUCCCCACCAGGUGCUGACACACGUGCCAUCAGGAUCCCCACUGAUGAUGUCACUUCCAGCAGUAUGACAUCACUGCUGGCAAAUCUAUUGACAGUUCUGAUGAAAUUUCAGCACAAUCAAUAAACAGAUGCAAACUCCCCAAUAAUCUGUCUGGCCUCUUAAUGUGACGUCUCAUCCAAUGAAGCUCAACAGAUCUCUGAAACAGCUGAACAUUUGCAUUCACAAGCGAUGAUGAAGUGAAGUUCACCAUUUUGUCAGAUACAUGCACUGAAUCGAAACAUUAAUACAUGAGGUCAGCAACACUUUAAAAAAAUAUUCGUUUGCAAAUGAUUGCAUUCUGUUUUAAAUUUUAACUCCUUUGGAUGUGGAGUUGUAAUAAAUGCAUGAUCUAUGUGUAUUUUUUCCAUUUAAGGAAUUGCUUGUGUCAUGGACAGAAUCAUAAAACAACGGCCUAAUUCUAAUUAGUUUUCACGAUAAUUUCAACUACAGCGUGUGUCCCUCUGAGAGAUAUUUUCUGAUUUUUCUCUAAGCGCUGGUCUUCAUUUGUAUGGCUGGACAUUUUAACAUUUCCAGGAACUAAUUUGAAACUGUAGUGGACCCCUGAAGGACCUGCUGAAUGGCAUCAGAGAGGAUUUUGCUGAGGUGUCCCCACUGGUGCAACACUUAAUGGGGUUCGGCCCUCCAUUUCAUCUGCAAUGAGGAUCUUCCAGACUAUCCAUAUACCUCAAGCCAACCAUUAAAUUUAAAGGACUUCAAUGGAAUUUCCGCCUCCCAGUGCACAGUGCGGAGCACUGCACUUCCUUAUAUGGUUAUUGUCCGACGUCCUCCCGGUUCCCCCUCCCCCUGCGAGCUGAAGCGGUGGAUCAUUUCAGGAAUCAGGAUGCAGUCAGUCAGCUGUGUACGUACCCGUCAAGCACCGGCAGGACGGGCCCAGCCCGGAGGUUCUGGCCGGAGCUUCCAGCGUUACAUAUUCCCGCUGACAUGGACUAACAUCAGCUCACAGCUUCAAGCCCAGGCACCCCCCCCCCUCGCUCCCCUCCACCCUGCAUUGGCCAGGCGGUGUCAUGGCAUCCCGGCUCCUGGGUCGUCUGAAACGCUCGUUGUUUAAAGAUGGUGACGGGUCAGGACCUGAAGAGGAAGCAGGAGGUGUUCAGGAGGAGCAGGAUGGCUGGGAGGCUGAGCUGGAGGAGGAGGAGGAGUGUGUGAGCGAUCGGCUUGGGGGGACGCUGUGCUUUGACAGCGGAGGAGGUGGAGGAGCAGGAGCAGCACAGGAUGGAGACGAAUGCGAGGGGUCAGGGCUGGACAGUGACUCUGACUUCCUGGGAGAGUCGAUGGAGGAGGGGCUCAGCAGCACAGACACCAGUCCUUUGGACGUGUCCCCAGUAGCCCCGUCUCCAGCCUCCCUACUCACCCGGCAGCUUCAGGAGAGCUGGAGGAGCCUGCGUGGACUCGGUGGAGGAAGCUCAACCCCUGCUGGAAGGAGGCUGUCAGACAGCUUGUUGUUUGAGGUGACAGAUGCCAGUGUGGUGCAGGACAGCUCUUCGAAAUACGUGCUGUACACCAUCCAUGUGAUCCAGUCUGGCGGCAGUGAUAAGACGCCAGCCAUCAUCACCCGCCGAUACUCUGACUUCCAGAGGCUUCACGCCACACUGCGCCGUAACUAUGGAGACCAGAUGGAGCAUGUCUGUUUCCCUCGAAAGAAGCUGCGUAGAAACUUCACAGCUGAGACCAUCGCUAAGAGGAGUCGAGCGUUCGAACAGUAUCUGUCUCACCUGUAUUCUCUGUCCACCCUGCGGGGGGCGCUGUGUGUCCGACAGUUCUUCUACCUGACAGACCUGCAGGCUGGACAGCUGUUCAUCAGAGUUUGUCUCGUGUCGUUGAGGGUGGGACGUUACCAGGAGGCCUUGGGUCCGCUGCUCAACGCCAAGAGACUGCAACACAAACUGGGCUGGGUAAGUUACUAUGGCAGCCAGACUCAGGCCCAGCCCCCAGCCUCCUCUCAUUGGUUUUUCACCCUGGUGGGACUGGCAAGCUGUUUUCAGGAAGUGGACCAGCUGGAGGAGGCCCGGGAUCACUGUGACCACGCCCUCCGUGUUCUGACCCCCCCUGAGAUGCACACUAACACAGAGCACAAUCAGCCCUGCACGCUGAGCGAGAAGCUCGAUGAAUCGCAGCAGCGCAUCGGCAGGCCACACCCCCUCCUGUUGCCGUUGUUGCGGGCAGUGGUUCGAUUGUCAUGGCAGACAGGAAGAGACAAGCGGCAGUGGGAGGGGCUCCUGCAGCACCUGGAGGUGCAGUGGGAGGGCCUGGACAAUCAGCUGACCAUCAAAGAGUUUCUGAUCAAACAUACCCUGGAGGAGAACGAGGGGGAGGGUUAGAACCGCACACACACAGUAUAAUCACUUCACUGCAACAUGAGCGCUUUAGGACAGCUGAAAUGUUUUGAGAAAAAGUCAUGAUAAUAUGAGAAAAAGGUUGAGUUUAAGUAGUUUAAAUAUUACAGGAGUAAAAUCAUGAUAAAAUAUUAAUUCAUAUCAUUAGCAGAUACUGUUUCACAAAACAUUGGGAAUGUUAUGAGAAAUGAAAAGUUAAUAUUUGAACCUAAAAUGUAUGACAAGAAAAAGAAGCAUUGAAAGAAUUAAAUUGAACUAUUGGCCCUGCGAUUGACCGGCGACCAGUCCAGGGUGAACCCCGCCUCUCGCCCGUAGUCAGCUGGGAUAGGCUCCAGCUCCCCCGCGACCCUGACGGAUAAGCGGUAUAGAAAAUGGAUGGAUGGAUGGAAAUUGAACAAUUUUGCAGUCAAUAUAAGUCAGAAAUGAGAACUAUUUUCGUCAUCAUUAUGAAUAUUAUUAUUAGUGUUAUUAUUGAGUGGGCAUCUUUGUGCUUAAGAUUCCAAUUCAAAUUUUGGGACUGUAAUUAUUUUCUUGCACUUUUGAACCGAGUCCAUAUGUUCUGCAGUGGACAUUUCAAAUGAAAGCUUGACUGGUGCCAGUGUGUGACGCUAACAGUUAAAGAGACAUUAACUCAUCAUUAAGUCUUUGAUCAACAGGAACCAUAACAGCACUUUCCACGCCUGCACGUGUCAGCUGUCAUGGCUGACGUGAGUCUGAUCAAACCUGUUCGUAGAGUCAUAUGUGCAUGGGAAAAAAAUAUUCUGACUAGCUGAGGUAUUUCAGAUUUUUUUUUGUUUGUUUUUUUGUUUUUUAGAAGAACUGAUCAGAAUUAAGAAUGAGAUUUUUAAUGUUGGUGCCGAACAAGUGAUUAAUAAUGAGGGAUAAGACAUCAAAGACUUGACACACAGGAAAUUAUAAAGCAACAACUUCCAGCGGAUGAACUGAAUGUACAUAAACGUUGCACACGACACACUUAUGUUGUGUUCACAUCAUAUCAAGUUGGUGACGAAGCUCCUGACUGGAGGAAAGUGUUCGCAUCAGCUCUCCAGGCUUCCUGUUGGACCCGAGCGACUGAUGCUGCACUGGCAGACGAAAGCGCGACACGAGUACGACAUCAUGCACACUUACAGACGUUAUAUUCAGCCUUACUGCAAGCAGAUCUGCCACUUCCUGCUUUGGCUGUGCAUCCUGAAGCUUCACACAGCAGAACAGCUUUUAACAUACAGUUUACAUUUCAGCAUCAGUAUUUUUGUUCUACCUGAUCCCACAGCUGACAUUUCUUUUAAAUGUUGCAUUUUGUUGAGCCUGAGUCCUCCUCCACUGUAGUUUACAGCUAAAACAACGUGGGUCUUUUAAAGAGCCAAGCAAUACAGAGUUCAGCCUCGUGCGAGAACACUUGAACUUUUCUGCCGUUGUCUUUAUGAUUUGAUCAUACAAGUCUGCACCGGCGUGUCAUAAAUAAUCAUGUAGCAGCUCGUUUCCGAGGUCUGAUCAUGAGCAUAAUCAGUGCUAGUAAUUUGCGACAUAAUGCUUCCUGUUGUGCUCCAUUUGAUUCAAGUUUCGGUGACGUUUUUAAGGGACAUUUAAACUACGUAGUUGCUCAUGUUCCACUCACUUGUCUGUUACUUGAAGAGUAACCUCAGUAUUUUUCAGCCUGGAUCCUGUUUUCCCAUGCGUUUGUGUCGAAGGAAGACGAUAGUUUUGUCACAAGUCCAGUAUUGAAGCAGCUUCUGUGAUGUCCGCCCUCACAGUGUUUCCACAUCUAACUCAGUAAAGUGUUUAUUUCUAUCAGUGCAGAGUGAAUGAUUGUUGGAACAGUUGAAAGCAUUAAUCAGGGUGCUUUUAGUGAGUUUUGUUGUUGUUUCUAUGUUGAGUUUGAAUGAAGUUUGUUUUACAAACAGGAAGUGACUCUUUGUGCAGACUGAGUCUGGUAUCUGGUCAGAGCGUCCUGGUGGCUCUUUCUUGUUAAACAAUAAUAAUCAUAUUCUUUAACAAAGGGAUCUGUCUCUGUAGGAUUCUUUCAGUAACGUCUGUUAUUAUCACAGUCUGAUCCUGUUUGUGGCAAAAACAGGCUCUGUUAUUAGACAACGUGGACAGCGUGCACUUCCUCAGGAUUACAUUGCAGCUUGUUUUGUGGCUGCCAGCUGCAGCGCUCUCACUCAUUACUGGGCCAAUUUCAUUUCAAAAACAUGUGAAGUCAAGUCAGUUUUACGCAUAGAGCCCAAAUGCAUACAUAGACUCUAUACAUAGAGUCUAUGACUUUACAGUCUGUACAAAUUUCCAGCUUCCAACUGAAAACUGUAAGAAACCUCAGGUGGAGCCACAGAGGAGGGAGCCCUCUGCCAGGGCAAAAUCAUGAAUUACAUAGAUCAUUCCAACAUUUCUAUUCCUCGUAGAUUAUAAAAUAUAUGUGAAGAAUGAGCAUCAGGGAGGACAAAUCCCCAUAGUGACCUGAACAGGACAGGCCUCACAAAGAAGAUUUUAACCAGAAUAUAUACACAAUUAAUGACAAAAACACAGGGUCCUGAAUCCAUCUGUGCGCUGUGCUUUCCUUUCUGUGUAGCAUGUUUGUGAAAUCCUCAGUAACUCUGAUUUCAGGUGUUUCAUUGUUUUUCUCACUGCUGAAUGGAUGGACUGUUGGAAUAUUUCUAAAUAACACAAACAUCAAAACUGCGCUUGAACAAUUUGGCUGUUCAGAUGAAAGACAUGACUCAGCAUCACAAUCUUUUUUUUUUUUAACGUGAGAGUUUUAUAUUUUCAAGACCUGUUUUGUGUGUGUGUGUGUGCGUUUCUGAUUUUGGCUGCAUUUCCGUUGAAAUACAACAGAAUAUAAGCAGUCAGAGACAAAACCGUUUUGUCACAGCUUAUUUAGUUUUCAUGGAGAUGCUGCUCCAUGUGGAAUAUUUUCAAAUGUGGGUUGAACUGCAGCAGCACUGCUUCAUAGAGGUGUGUAUAAGUAUAUUUUCUAGUGCAUUUUAUGGAAUAAAUUUGUUAUAAAUCCCAAA
Messenger RNA from Scatophagus argus, 7504 nucleotides. It is a transcript of the gene snx21, whose product is annotated as sorting nexin family member 21. The transcript has 12 exons. Gene Ontology annotation, cellular component: early endosome membrane. Gene Ontology annotation, molecular function: protein binding; phosphatidylinositol phosphate binding. NCBI's taxonomy places the organism in Eukaryota, Metazoa, Chordata, Actinopteri, Scatophagidae. Bases 3171 to 4484 code for a protein of 437 amino acids. Gene Ontology annotation, biological process: protein transport. The record is from RefSeq and is a predicted model, not a curated record.